CAGGAAAAACGUAAAUGUUAUGCAACCAUGCAGUGCUUCACGAAAGCGCUACUUUCUCGGAGCAAAACAAAACAACGCCGUUAAAGUUCCAGCUGCGUGUCCACACUUGACACUUUACAGUCUAAAGACCACCCACUUCCCAGCCGAUCACAUCUCUACACAAUUAUGCAGGAGUAACACGGGAAUAACAACGCUGAAUAGCCUACACGGACGGCAUGCCUCUGAAAACGGGUCUGUUAUUCGCACACAGUUGGCACAGAAAUGACUAAAAAUAUCCAGGACUGACUCACUUCAGGACUGUCACAGAGACCUGGGACAAAAUGGCUAGACGGACUUGGAUACAGGCCACUUUUUAUAAGAGAGACUGUGUGAAAUUUCUGCCAGCCUCACGUGAUCAUCACAGGUGUUAUCCAGUGUGUCAAGUGUGCCAAAGCUUAGUGAGAUGCUGUUGUGGGAGGCUUAUUGUGGAGCAUGUGGGUCCUUUCUCUGGUCUCCUGGGACCUGGUCCUGGGUCUGCUGAUGAGGAGGAGUGGUCAGUGACGCGACACACCAGGGUCAGCCCUACCGAUGCUUUUGGAUCGCUGGACUUUCAGGGCAGCACGAAGCGCACGUGUCGUGCCAAGUAUGUGCGUCUUUCCUGUGACACUCCAUCAGAGCACCUGCUUCAGCUGAUGCUGAAAGAGUGGCACAUGGAGAUGCCCAAGCUGGUGAUCUCAGUGCACGGAGGAACAGAUAACUUCUCUCUGUCUCCACGGGUGUGCCAGGCCUUCAGUACAGGCCUCAUACGAGCUGCAGAGAGCACUGGAGCAUGGAUACUCACUGAUGGGAUUAAUAUGGGUGUUUCUAGGUAUGUGGGUGAUGCUGUAAAAGAGUAUGGAUCUCAUGACCACAGGAAGAGGAAUGUUGUAGGAAUCACACCCUGGGGUAUCAUUGAGAAUAAUAGUGACCUUAUUGGCAGAGAUCUUCUCAGGCACUACCAGGCAUUGGGAAAUCCCCUGAGUAAACGUGCCGGUCUGAAUGGCAUGCAUUCACACUUUCUUUUAGCUGAUGAUGGAACUAUGGGUAAAUCGGGAUGUCAGGUAGACCUGAGGAAGAGACUGGAGAGGUACAUACAUUUUCAGAAGAUCCACCCAAGAUUGCAUCAGCAUGUGCCAUUGGUGUGUGUUGUAGUAGAGGGCGGCCCUGCUGUCCUCUCUGUAGUCCUGGAGUAUGUACGCAGAAUUUCACCAGUACCUGUGCUGGUUUUUGAGGGAACAGGCAAAGCAGCAGAUCUGCUGGCUGUAAUACACAAAGAGACAGCUGUAGACAGAAAUUUGGGUUUGGAUAUUAAAGAGGACUUUGUACUGAGGAUUCAGGACAUGUUUACCGUGGAACGACCAGAGGCUACUGAGCUCCUCAACAUACUUAUGGAAUGUAUGGAACACAGAGAGUCUAUCACCAUUUUUGACUCAGAAUCUGAAGAUUUUCAAGAGGCAGACGUUGCUAUUCUCACUACGUCACUGAAAGGUACCAGAGCUUCCCCGGAUGACCAGCUAAGUAUCUCAUUGGCCUGGGACAGAGCUGAUAUCGCGAGGGACAACAUACUGGUGUACGGACAACAAUGGCAGGUAGGAUCUCUCGAGCAGACCAUGUUGGAUGCACUAUUGAUGGACCGAGUCAGUUUUGUGAAGCUGCUCAUCGAGAACGGCAUGACCAUGAGUCACUUCUUGACCAUCUCUCGUUUGGAACAGUUAUACAACAUACAAAAAGGCAGCCCUGAUUAUUUUCUGCGUCAUCUCAUUGAGGAUGCCAGACAGACUCGACUUCCAGCUGUUUAUAAGAUGACUCUGAUAGACAUUGGUAUGGUGAUUGAAUACCUCAUCGGCGGAGCUUAUCGAAGCACGUAUACACGCAAGAGCUUCAGAACAAUGUACAGCCGCUUACACCCUCCAAUGAAGGAGGGUUCCAGCCCUUUCAGCAAGGCCAGGAAAGCAGCAGUAACCCCCGAGACCACCCCACCAAGAUCCCAUUUCUACAGAACCGCUCAGCCUUGGAGACAGGAGGGUGCGGUAGUGCCUCAGGACCUGAAGUCAGACCCGAGCUCCGAGUUUAUAUGCACUUUUAAUGACCUGUUUGUGUGGGCAGUGCUCAAGCAUCGUCAAGAGAUGGCGCUGUUCCUGUGGCAGCAUGGCGAGCAGGCUAUGGCCCGAGCGGUGGUGGCCUGCAAGCUCUACCGGGCCAUGGCAACGGAAGCUAGGGAGAGCAAUAUGGAUGACUGCACAUUUGACGAGCUGAAGAGGAACUCGCUAGAGUUUGGUCAGUUGGCCGUGGAUCUCCUGGACAAAGCCUUCAGAGAGAACGAGCGCAUGGCAAUGAAGUUGCUGACGUGGGAGAUGACGGACUGGAGUAACUUCACUUGUCUGCAGAUGGCUGUUUCGUCCAGACUCAGACCCUUUGUGGCCCACAACUGCACUCAGAUGCUCCUCACAGACUUGUGGAUGGGCCGUCUCAACAUGAGGAAGAACUCCUGGUUUAAGAUUAUUGCCAGUAUCCUGAUGCCUAUGGCCAUUCAGCGGCUAGAGUUUAAGAGUCAAGCAGAGAUGUCCCAUGUUCCUCAGUCCCAGGAGGCUUUGCAGUUUGGUUGGGAACCAGGAAGUCUUGGGACAUCAGAACAAGAAGGGACACCAAAUGCAAUCCCAGGUGAUGAGGAGAGGGGACCCAACUGUCUUCUCACCUGUACCAGAAAGGUGUACGACUUUUACACCGCUCCUGUGGUCAAAUUCUGGUUUCACACAAUGGCGUUCAUGGGCUUCCUUAUGUUGUUCUCUUACACCGUGCUUGUGAAGAUGGAGGAAAAGCCCAACAUUCAAGAAUGUGUGGUCAUAACAUACAUCCUGAGCACGGCAGCAGAGAAAGCUCGAGAGGUGUGGGUAUUGGAACCCAGGAAGUUUAGUAAGAAGCUAAAGGUUUGGUUCAGUGAGUAUUGGAACAUCAAUGACUUCAUGGGAAUCCUCCUGUUCCUUGUUGGAGUCUCCCUACGUUGGCACGAAGAAACACGCUUAGCCAGUCACAUAGUCUAUUCGCUGGAUUUCAUCUUCUGGUCUGUCAGGCUUCUGGACCUGUUUGCUGUGAAUAAACAUGCAGGGCCCUAUCUGACCAUGAUCACCAAAAUGAUGAGUAACAUGUUCUACGUUGUGAUCAUCAUGGCAAUUGUGCUGGUCAGUUUUGGCACAUCCAGAAAGUCAAUCCUGUCACCUAAUGAGGAUCCAUCCUGGAAUCUGCUUAGAGAUGUGGUCUUCCAACCCUACUGGAUGAUCUUUGGGGAGGUGUAUGCUGGAGAGAUUGAUGCCUGUAGUAAACCCGAAACGUGUGUUCCUGGAGCUUUUCUGACCCCCUUCCUGCAGGCCGUCUACCUUUUUGUUCAGUACAUUAUCAUGGUCAAUGUUCUCAUUGCCUUUUUCAACAAUGUUUACUUUGACAUGAGCGCCAUAUCUCGUAAUCUGUGGAAAUACAACCGGUAUCGUUACAUCAUGACCUAUCAGGAGAAGCCGUGGCUGCCGCCUCCUCUCAUCUUUCUUAGUCACGUGACCUUGUGUCUCAGCUCAGUAUGGCAAAAGCACACCAAGGCAUCCAAAAAGGGAAAAACUGGUCUUAAGUUACUUUUGGCACCCGAUGAUCUGAAAAAACUACACGAGUUUGAGGAGAAGUGUGUUGCUGGGUAUUUCAGAGACAAAACAGAGAAUCAACAAAACAGCGAAAUCAACAGGAUUCGCUCCGCAGCUGACAAGACUGAAGAGAUGUCUGGAAUAUUGGUUGAGGUUGCCGAGAAGAUUUAUGUCAUCCAGGAUGACCUGCGCACUUUAGACAAUCACUUGGGUCAGUUGCAGGACUUGUCUGCUUUAGCGGUGGACACUCUUAACCUCAUUUCCGCCUCUGACAAUCAGCAGCAAGAGGUGGCCCGUCUCGGUCAAAGCCAGCCAAUGACGUGCCGGCACGAGCAGUUGUCCCAUAGCUGCUGCCUUCGCAUCGGCGGAAGUGUUGGCCCUAGCCAGGCCCUACUUUCCCCAAAGCACUACUUUAGCACCCCCCCUUCCCUUCUCCGAGGCUUCCGCCCGUCUCUUGAGUUACCACUACGGACCAGCAUUGGAAACAAGGGCAUGCUGGGAUAUCCAGAGGAAGAAGAUGGCGAUGGUUUAAGGUCGUCUCUAAAACGCAGCGGUUCGAGAGGCAUAUCGACGGACUUCACACAUGGAUCUUUACCUCUCUUGUAUGAUGGGUGGAGAAACAAGGGUAUGUAUGGGUCUGGGGAACCAUCACGGACCACUUCUCCCACAAUGCCUUUGAUAAGGGACAUCCUUAUCCAUGAACCUAGUGAUGAGGAUUGCAUGGAGGAAGAUGAUGAGGAUGGCUCACGUGCAGUAUCCAGAGCCUCAAGCCACACAUUCCUACUCUCAGGCUCCCAGAACGAUGAAGAUAGAGCAGUGGGGAUUAGAAACCCAGCAUUUUACAGAAUCGAUGGGGGACGUUCUGGAGCUCCUGGACGUUUAGGCAGUAAUUGGGGAUUUGAGGCUCUAGAGCAGAGCCGCUCUCUCUCGGCCAGUGUGGAGGCUAUGGCCAUGCCUGACACGGAAACGUCAGAGGAGACCGUUAGACGGACACUUUCACCUCCCCACCAGAGAGGAUUUUCCAAGAUCUUCAGGAGGUCAACUGGAAAAAAGUCUGUCAAGACCAAAACAGGAUCUUCAGAGAAUGUGAAACAAGAUGAAUCGCGGAGCUCCAUGCAUGAGUUUGACCCACGCAGAAGAAUGAAGAGGAAAGCAAAGGGCCUGCUUGACCGAAAAUUCAAAACUUCUGUUAGUCUCACCCAGCUUAAUGUUGACCAAGUGGAAUUCACAAAAUUGGCCCCAUCAUGGCUGAACACUAAGAAUCCCGGGCAGCCGCUGCUCAGCAGCUGGGCCAAAUCUAUCAGUCAGAGACCCUCGAUGAGCAGCAUAGCACCAGAAGUUAGGAGCUCUACAUUCAAGUUGACUGAAGAUUUAGGCCAACACUACUCAGCAAUGGAAAGGAACAACCUAAUGAGACUGGCUCACUCCAUACCAUUCACCCCUGUGUCUUUAUUGGGUGGCGAUGAGGUCUGCAUUUAUACGCUGGAGGAGACAGAAGCAGAUUCCUCACAUAAAGAUCAGCUCAGCAUCUCGGCGUGGCUUCAGCACGGUCGUACGGCUGUCCUGCAACCCUUGGCUCACCAAGAGGUGUUGGAUGGUGGUCUACGCAGGGCCACCAAGGUGGUGUGUACGUGGGCUGAGGGUGACGUGUUGAAGCUGGGCUCAGUGUACGUGAUGAAGGCCUUCAGGCCAGAAGUGGUCCGCAUGUGGCAGAAAGUUUUUCCAAACAGCACCUCACUUCAUCUCUGUCUACGGGAGAUCCAACAACAGAGAGCGGCACAAAAACUAAUGCAGAGAUUCAACCAAAUAAAACCCAGCACUGUGUCUCACAGUCCUAGGUUUCUGGAUGUCUCCUUGCUUUAUUGGCACUCAAAUGGCCACUGGAUGACUAUUGAGAAGAACAUGACUGGUCAUUUUAGGAAAUACAACAAUAAUACAGGGGAGGAGAUUUCUCCUUCUUCUUGUCUAGAGGAGACAAUGCUAGCUUUCUCUCAUUGGACAUAUGAAUACACCAAUAAUGAACUGUUAGUGUUGGAUCUCCAAGGUGUGGGAGAAGACCUCACAGAUCCUUCAUUGAUCAGAGUUGAUAAUACAUGCUCCUCUGGUGAGAUGGCGUUUGGACCUGCUAAUUUGGGUGAUGAUGCAAUUCAGAGCUUUGUUGUCAAACACACCUGCAACUUCUGCUGUAAGAAGCUCGGUCUCUCAGAUCUAAGGAGGGGCGGCAGCGAGAGGAAGUCACUUCCUGCCUUUGAUGAGACGAGCAGCACAGUUUAACCUUUGACCUGGAAGUAGACUUAAACAUAUUCACAAAUGCACAGCUCAGUUUCCGAGAGGAAGUCCACGCCCAGCUUAAGUACAGGCUGAAUAUAUAAAGCUGCUUAAAGUGACUAAACAUGACAUACUGUAUUAAUGUUUUUACUGUAGCUGAUGCUGUAAAAGUAAAGGCAAGCAGGCAACUGACAGAAUUUAACACUAAGCAAAGAACUCUCUAAACACUAGGGUGUCUUCACACAUGGUCCUUUUUAGGGGUCUGAGUGCUGUUUGCUGGGGAACCCCUUUAAAGUGAACCAAACCGAGACCUUCUGGGGAGUACGGUUCACUUUUGGGUACCGGUACGGUUCUCUAAAAACGUGCAUUGUGAACACAAAUCACUCCAGGCUCACUUGAUUUUUCCAAUCUGUCUCUCCUAAUAAGUUCAGUAUGUGAGAAGAACUGCAUGCACCAAUAAAGCGCAAUAUAUAUAUUUGAUCUGUGUAAAGCUGUAAAGGGCUGUUCAACACAAUGCGCCAUACAGCAUCAACGCAAUCAUUGAAGCGCAUGAUACCAUAGUUUUGGUAGUAAAACUAUUGUAAUACAAACAGUAAUACGGUAUAUGUCGAACGUCACGUGACCAAACCGGAAAACUUGUUAUUGUUAUUCAUAGUAUUAUUAUUUGUGUUAUGUUCUUUUUAAUUCUAAUAUCUGAAUGUAUGUGAGAGAAAAAUGCCUUUGUCAAAAACUAUAAAGUAAAAAAAAGUUAGUAAAUUUUCUUUUACAUAGGUUUAAGAUGUUAACGAGCAGAUCCACUGUAUAUUGGUUAUUUCAUCUUUGAUAGCUCCUAAAGGCUUCAUGUAUGAAAACAGCACCACGUCAGCGUACAUAAUACAGAACUGGAAGCGAUCUACGCAUAUACCCUAUUAAUGUACUGUAAAAAAUAUGUAGCAUUUUCGGCAAAUCGACAUAUAUUUUUUGUUACUUUAACAUAUAAAAUCAAGUUGAAACAAUUUAACAUCAUUUUUUAAAUUAUGUCAACUUUUUACAUGCCAAAAUCUAAAAUAUUGGGUAGAAUUUUUUAGUUUUUACACCUAUGUUGCAUUUUCACUGUGUGCCAAAAACAUGGUUACUGCACUUUUACUAUAAUAAAACUAUAGUAAAUGUUUCUAGAGGUUGGACUCAAAAAUAAGUGUGAAUAUAGACGUUUUCAGCAGUAACAACAUAAACAGGUGGCGUCCGUGGUCAACACGUAACUUUCGGUUAACUCCGCUAAGAAUAAAUGCAACAAAGUACUUUACACGUAGUUUAUUUAUAUAACAAGCAAAAAAAAACAACACCUAGGAUACCAAAACAUUUGUUAUUUUCGACGAUGUAUUUGUUCAAGAGUUCAGUUUAGCAAAUAGUCAGACCAUUAAACAACUGAAACCGAAAGUAAGGGUCGGACCAGACGGGUAUCGCGUAACCGCACAUGCGUCCGAUGAAACUGUCUAUAAAUAGGUCUGAGACCCUAUUGCUUAAGUGGACCAAAAAUGGAUCUGAGUCCUCUUUCAGGGAGAGAGACAGAGAACGUAAAGAAAACUCUGUCAUUUUUAUUUGGUUCAACUCUUGGUCCACUUUAAAGGCAACAUAUUAUGAAAUCUGACUUUUUUUUCAUGUUUAAAUGCUAUAAUUGGGUCCCCAGUGCUUCUAUCAACCUAGAAAAUGUGAAAAAGAUCAACGCAGUAACUUAGUUUUCGUAAACCAUUCACUGCAAACGUGCAAAAAUAGGUAAUUGAAAUUUGGCUCCCCUUGUGAUGUCAGAAGGGGAUAAUACCACCCCUUAAUCUGCACUAUCCAACCACGGCAUUGCCAUUUAGUGCAGAGAUCAGCUCAUUUGCAUUUUAAAGUACACAACCAAAAACUGCUAAUUUUUGCUCACACCUACAAAGUGGCAAUUUUAACAUGUUAUAAUAAAUUAUCUUGUAUUUUGAGCUAAAACUUCACAUACGUACUCUGGGGAAACCAAAGAUUUAUUUACAUCUUAGUAAAUAGUCUUGUGAAAUGUCCCCUUUAAGAGGUCUCAGUUUGGUUCUCUUAAAAGGGACUCAAGUGUGAAAACACCCUAAUUCAUAAAUGCAUUCAAACGUACACAUGUGCCUUAAUGGGAAAUGCACUGUAUUUGCAUAAAACCAAAGACCUAGGGACGUACCAAUAUAUCAGCCUAUAAUCGGUAUAGGCGGAUAAAAGCAUUUUUUUCUACUAUCGGCGAUCAUUUAAAAACAGCCGAUGAUCAGGUUAAAUUAUAUCCUGCCUAUCAAAAACGCAUCAAAAAUCUGUUUGAUUAUUUUGAAUUGGGUCACAAUGACAACAGAUUUCAUUUAAGGGAUUUCAUGACUUAAUAAUAAAAAAAAACAAGUAGUAGAAAUCAAAAUUAUCAAUAUAUAUAUAUCAUAUCAAAAGAUGCCAUUCUAAGUAAUCAAAAAUGAUGUAUCGGUGCAUCCCUAGACACAACACUAUAGUAUUGCUGGUAUGUAACUGACUGUUUUUACUGUAUAUAGAUGUAUACAGUAUGUAUAUACACCAUUCUUUUUUAUACUAAUUGCAGUAUUUCAGACAUCUGUUAUUUUUUUAAGUCUAUGCAAACAAAUGUAUAACGUGCAUUUUAGAAGAGAAAUAAAUGGCAGUUUAUUCGACUGAACAAGAAACACA
Molecule: messenger RNA, 8585 nt
Organism: Misgurnus anguillicaudatus (oriental weatherfish)
Lineage: Eukaryota; Metazoa; Chordata; Actinopteri; Cypriniformes; Cobitidae
Gene: trpm6
Product: transient receptor potential cation channel, subfamily M, member 6
Biological process (GO): metal ion transport; monoatomic cation transmembrane transport; protein tetramerization
Cellular component (GO): plasma membrane; apical plasma membrane
Molecular function (GO): monoatomic cation channel activity; ATP binding; protein serine/threonine kinase activity
Source: RefSeq, a predicted model, not a curated record